This is a messenger RNA of Penicillium verhagenii, 216 nucleotides long. RefSeq lists its product as uncharacterized. Bases 1 to 216 code for a protein of 71 amino acids. The record is from RefSeq and is a predicted model, not a curated record. NCBI's taxonomy places the organism in Eukaryota, Fungi, Ascomycota, Eurotiomycetes, Eurotiales, Aspergillaceae. The transcript is spliced from 3 exons.
AUGGAGACUGUCAAGAACGCCGCCAACUACGUUUCCGAGUCCAUUCAGGGAACUGGAGCUCAGGCUUCCAAGGAGGCCAACAAGCAGGUCGCUAAGGACGACGACGCCAAGCUCAGCACCCGUGCCUCCGCUGCCAAGGAUGCUAUUGUCGACAAGAAGGACGAGAAGUCCCACGAUAUCAAGGCCGAUGUGAACAAGGAGCAGGCUAAGCACUAA